AUGUUAAGGAAGGUCUCGCUGAGAUACUCAGAUGCAGACAAAUAUGAAGAUGGAACAUUGCACGCAAUUUUAGAGGGUCACCUAAAAAAUUUGCCACCUUUGUCAACAAGACUUGUCCGUGUUUUCAUAAGUUCAACUUUUUCGGAUAUGAUUCAGGAAAGAAACUGUUUAAUGGAGAAUUCUUACUUUAAAUUGAAAAGCUAUUGUCUUGAGAAAUACAGACUUGAAUUUCAGAUGAUUGAUUUAAGAUGGGGUCUCAGGGAGGAGUCACAAGACGAUCACACAAUCAUUGAAUUUUGUAUUAAAGAAAUCGAAAAAUGUAAACAUUUAUCAAUUGGACCUAGUUUCGUGGCCUUGUUGGGACAAAAAUAUGGUUAUCGUUCUUUUCCAUCCACAAUUGAGGCAAAGGAGUUUGAAAUAAUGCGUGAAGCGUUGCUUUGCAAUGGUAAAGACAUAAAUUUGUUGUCAAAAUGGUACCAAAAAGAUGAAAAUAUUAUUCCUAAUGUCUACACACUGCAACCUAUAAGUUCUAUCAUCAAAAAUUACACGAAUUCUGAUGUUGGACUGAAGCAAACUGCGAGAGAAGAAUGGGAAAAAGUUUUUUCACAGCUUCAACAUAUUUUACGAUUGGGUGUUCUACUAUGCACUGAGCAAAAUCUUAUAUCAAGGAAAGAAAAAGAAAAAUAUUUCAUUUCAGUGACAGAGUAUGAGAUUUUGAAAGGAAUGCUGGAAUCCUCACAAGCCAAGCACACGUCCUUCUGUUUAACAAGAAACAUUUCCAAUCUGGAAGAAAACAUUCACAACAAGCGGGCGCGGAAGUUCAUUGACCUGCUGCCUGACAAUGACGUCAUAGACAGGGAUGCUCAACAAAUGCUCAACAAUUUGAAGAAAACGAAAAUAAAACCAUUGUACGGAAAAUCUGAAGAAAAUAUGGAGCACUUCGAAAUAACUUGGACAGAUUUAGAGCAGUCUGAUCCCACUGAAAAUGAUGAAUAUCUUAAGCAUUUUUGUGAGGUGUUUGAAAAUAAAGUAAAAUUGCUGGUUGACAAAGCACUUACGAAUUUGAGAAAUAUUACGAGAAAUACUCAAGUUGUUGAAAUUCAUCAGCAUUUGAACAUGUGCAGGAACCGAAGUCAAGUAUUCAGAGGCAGAGAUGACCACAUGAAGAAGUUGAAAGAUUACCUCUCCAGACCAGCGAAGUAUCCUCUCGUUCUUUAUGGUUUGUCCGGCAGUGGCAAGACUUCGGUCCUGGCUCAAUGUGCCAAUCUCAUUAAAAUUUGGUUUCCUCAGUCAACGCCGACAGUUAUUAUUAGAUUUCUAGGCAAAUAA
Messenger RNA from Helobdella robusta, 1329 nucleotides. RefSeq lists its product as hypothetical. Lineage: Eukaryota; Metazoa; Annelida; Clitellata; Rhynchobdellida; Glossiphoniidae. The coding region runs from base 1 to 1329 and encodes 442 amino acids. The transcript has 7 exons. The record is from RefSeq and is a predicted model, not a curated record.